Molecule: messenger RNA, 2122 nt
Organism: Populus trichocarpa (black cottonwood)
Lineage: Eukaryota; Viridiplantae; Streptophyta; Magnoliopsida; Malpighiales; Salicaceae
Product: nuclear pore complex protein NUP50A
Exons: 2
Coding region: 235-1791 (518 amino acids)
Biological process (GO): intracellular transport
Cellular component (GO): cytoplasm; nuclear pore
Molecular function (GO): GTPase activator activity
Source: RefSeq, a predicted model, not a curated record
CUUGAAAGUUGUAAGUUGUAAUAAAGCCUUUCUUUUAUUUCUCACACUCUUCUAUAAUCCAUUCCAUAGCAUACAUCUCCCCAAAUAAUAUCAAAAACAUCAGAAACCCUUUUCAUCUUUGGAUCUCCUCUGCUAGGGUUUUGCUCCUGCUCCUGCUCCUGCUCUCGUUUCAUCUUUACUCUGUCUUGUGGGGACAACAGUUCAUAAGGUUAAGGUUUUUGGCUUUGUUUAACAAUGGGGGAUGCAGAAAAUGCCCUUCCUUCUUCUAAGAAGAGGGCUGCUAGCAGUGAGAUCUCCAGAGACAACCCUGGUCUUGAUGAUGAUGGCUCUGUCGAGCAAGAAACUGGAACUUUCAAGAAAGCCAGUGAUGAGGUACUGGCAAGAAGAAAAAUUGUGAAAGUUCGUCGCAGUCAAACCACUUCAACUCCGUCAUCCAAUCCAUUUGCUGGCAUUCGCCUGGUUCCUCCGACUGAGCCAAUUGCAGCCCCUGCUGUAGCCACGAUUGAAGUAGUUAGUGCUAGGCAGCAAGUGUCAGAAGAAGGCCAAAGUGAUACUUGUGAGGAGGUUGAAAAGGGUAAAGGCGAGAAGAGUGAGCUGUCAGAGAGUGAGAUUGAUAAGCCUGUGGCUGAAGUUGCCACAUGUAAGACUGAUGAGCCAGUGGCUGAGACUGCUGUGGACAAGGUGAGCGUGGAAGAUAAGGGAAAAGCUGUAGAUAAGCCAGUGACUGAAAUUUCUGAAGAUGAGGAGAAGAGUAAGGAGUCAGAGGGCAAGACUGAUGAGCCAGUGGCUGAGACUGCUGUGGACAAGGUGAGCGUGGAAGAUAAGGGAAAAGCCGUAGAUAAGCCAGUGACUGAAAUUUCUAAAGAUGAGGAGAAGAGUAAGGAGUCAGAGGGCAAGACUGAUGAGCCAGUGGCUGAGAAUGCUAUUGAAAAGGAGAGUUCAGAAGACAAGGGAAUUAAUAGUGCAGUCAAUGAGGCAACUGAAUUGAAGGUAGAUAAUGAGAAACCAGCUGAAGAUGAGACUGAGAAAGAAAAUGCAGGAGGUGAUGACACAGAAAAUCAAGAUAAGAAGGAUAAUGGUAAUGAAAUUGUUUAUCCAAGCACCGAAGGUGCCCCUCUGAACUCAUUCCAACAGCUUUCAAGUAGCCAAAAUGCUUUCACAGGGCUUGCUGGAACUGGGUUUUCCACCAGUACAUUCACCUUUGGUUCAGUUCCUAAGGAUGGUUCUGUACUGGGUAGUGGUUCUGGUUCUCUGUUUGGGCAGAAAAAUGAACAACCUUCAUUUGGAUUUGGUCUCUCUAACAAUGGAAGUUCUUCACUGUCUUCUGUUGUCUCAAAGACCGAGGGGAGUGGUUUUCCAUCUAUGCAGGAGGUUCCAGUUGAGACAGGGGAAGAGAAUGAAAGAGUGGUUUUCUCUGCUGAUUCAGUGUUGUUUGAAUUUCUCGAUGGUGGCUGGAAGGAGCGUGGAAAGGGAGAACUCAAGGUCAAUGUAUCGGCUGCUGGGGCUGAAAGAGCCAGACUUCUAAUGAGAGCUAGGGGUCAUUUUAGGUUGAUUUUGAAUGCAAGUCUUUAUCCUGACAUGAAGCUUGCAAAUAUGGACAAGCGAGGUAUCACUUUUGCAUGCAUGAAUAGUAUCGGUGAAGGUAAGGACAGCCUUUCCACUUUCGCACUGAAGUUCAAAGAUGGUUCCAUCGUGGAAGAGUUUUGUGCAGCUGUCACUGCACAUAAAGAUAAAGCACCUGCAGUUAUGAAGACUCCAGAGAAUUCACCAAAGGCUUCUUCUGACGAGUGAAAGUCGCCUCACAUUACAUAGAAACGUUGUACUGGGAAGCCAUCAACUGCUCUUCAUGGAAGAAAAGUAUUUCUUUCGGGUUAUCCUGAAACCUUUUGUAGUAGUUUGAAAAGGCGCAUUCCCGUUUUUGUUGUUUAACUUCGGUCUAGUCUUCAGGAGAAUGUUCUUUGUUUUCAGUUAUUACCGGCGUCAACUGCAUAAAUUUACAGCAGAAAAGACAUUGAAUGUUCGACAAUUUUACAGUCUCUCCCUUCUAUCAGGGAUACAUAUAUCGUAUUGCUCGGGUGCAUGUUAAAUAUUUACUGGAAAUCCGGCAUGCAUUUACCCUCUA